AUGGAAGAUGGAGGCGAUGUUUCAGCCGCUUCGGCCGGAGCAGGGUCCUCAGGCGAUGUUCCAGCUGCUUCAGCCGGAGCAGAUGCCUUUGAAGAUGAAGUUGAUUUGGAAAUCGGUGAAGAACAGAGGAAAGCCAUUGUGAAGAAAGAACCACAUCAACCAUCCCAAGCUGAAGUUGACGAACAUGAAAGCACUGGACAUGUUGUCCAUCGGAGCUGGUGCUUGCACUGCAAAAGGGCACGUGUGACUGCUGAUCGCCAUGUGCCUAAGGAACUUGAUGAGCCAGAAACGCAGUUGCCCACGCUGAGCCUGGACUACUUCUAUAUGAACCAGGACCAGGUUGCGGAUGAGGCGACCCUUCCGAGCAUUGUGGUGAAGUGCCACAAGACCAAGAGAUUUUGGGCGAGCGUUCUCCCGGGAAAAGGGGCGGAUGCGUUCGCAAUCGCGUUCGGUGAAAGCAUCCUGUAUAGGCCGAGGGCCAAUCGUGGGGGCAAGAGAAAUGACCUUGCUCCAAGGGUAUCCAUUGGGAUGUACGUUGGAACUGGAAACAGAAAUUCAGACGUCUUUGUCAUGACGGAACGUGGAAUCAUGAAGGGGAACUCGAUCCAUCGACGCCCACCUGACGAUCAGUUCAAACAUGAUCAGUUUGACUCGCUACGUGGCCUUCCUUGGAGGUUGCAAGAACGAGAACAUGGUGGACUGAGGAUCGCCCUUCCCGAUGUUGCAGCGCCUCGUGAAAGGCCUGCAGUGCAAGAAGUGAUCCCAAGGAACCUCUAUGUCACCAAGAAUGACUUGGAAAAGCAUGGGCACACACCUUUGUGUCCUGGAUGUGAAGCAGCAAUACUUGAGAUGCCAAGCCGAGCUCACAAUGCUGAGUGCAGACAAAGAAUCCAGAUCGAACUUGACAAGACUCCAGAAGGUCAAGAAAGGAUCAAAAGAGCGAGAGAGAGAGAGUUGCACAAGGCAGGCGCCCAAGAGGCGCGGCUGCACCGCCUGAGGGUGGUGGGGCAGAAGGUGGUGAAGCUGCACCACCAGUUGUCCCAGGAGGGGAAGUUGAACAACCAGUCUUGCAAGACCGUGUUCCUUUGGAUGCGGAAAUGGAUGCAAGUGAGGCUGUUGGUGAACCACUGGUCGACACCGAUUUUCGUGGAGAACUCAGACAGAGAGAACAAGAAAGAGAAGGAAGCCCAAAGAGGCAGAAACAAGAACAAUCCCGAGGCUUCAGGGUCAGCCGGACCACCGGCACCGGAUGCUUCAUCUGGUGUUCCGGAAGGUGCUGCCGCUGCACCAACAAGUCCUGAGACAAACCAGGAGAUGCUACAUCUGUGUUCCUUGCUCAAAGAUGUGAUCGCAAAAGGGAAGGUUGCUGAGAUCUUCUCUCCACCGCGUGUGGCUGCACAAGCCCAAGUGGUCGGGCUAGCACCUGGCUUCUCGAUUGACUUGGAGACAAAGCGUGGUGAUGGAACUCACUGGGACUUGAGUAAAGAUGAACACAUUCGUGAUCUGUUUCAACUGCUUGACUAUGAGAAACCAGAGUUCCUCGGCGGCUCACCUCCCUGUGGGCCAUUCUCGAAGCUGCAAAACAUUGUGGAUGCGAAGGGCAAUGUUUCACCUGAAGUUCGAGCGCAGAGACUAAAAGAUGGUCGCAAACAUCUGCGCACGGCAGUUUCAGCGUAUGAGCAUCAAAUGAAUGCUGGAAGGUACUUCUACCAUGAGCACCCUAAAGGGGCCGCUUCGUGGGAAGAGAGAGCUGUGAAGAGACUGAGGGCAGAUGAACGGGUGUAUGAAGAGGAGUUUUGGAAGCAGCUGCCCGACAGCGAUGACACCAUCGUGGAGCCAGUGCUUGACGCACACUCCGGUGCUGUCUUGGAUGUUGACAAGGUCAGAGCCUCGAGCACUCUUCAGAGCACGAUCAGCUUGAGUUCCGGUGAAGCGGAAUACUACUCGAUCGUUCGAGGAGUUUCCAUCGGAAUGUCGCUACAGGAGAUCUUGCGAGGAUGGGGCCUACAACCAAAACUUAAAGUGCACACAGAUUCAUCCGCUGCGCUGGGAACAUGUAACCGUCAGGGCUUAGGCCGCUCACGGCAUGUUCAAACUCGCUUUCUGUGGGUGCAAGAAAAGCUUGCACUACAUGAAUUCGAACUGGUGAAGAUCCCGACAAAGCAGAACGUAGCUGAUUUGUGCACCAAAGGUUUACCUGCGAAUGAGAUGGAAAGACACAUGCAAAGCAUGGGGUUCGAGUACUCUCAUGGUAGAGCCGAAGCUGCAAAGGCUUUGGAAUGA
Cladocopium goreaui is the source of this 2283-nucleotide messenger RNA. NCBI's taxonomy places the organism in Eukaryota, Dinophyceae, Suessiales, Symbiodiniaceae. The record is from the annotation of a GenBank genome assembly.